Molecule: messenger RNA, 618 nt
Organism: Cladocopium goreaui
Lineage: Eukaryota; Dinophyceae; Suessiales; Symbiodiniaceae
Source: the annotation of a GenBank genome assembly
AUGACGCAUCACAAACCAGGAAAUGCAUCUUGCAAGGUCUCCGGGCGGUCAGGCAGAAGCGGUGCAGUGCAAAAUCUCCACUUCGUAAGUAAAGCUGGCUGGGAGUUUCUCCGAGCAGGUCUUAGGGAGGAUGCGAACUGCCAAAAGAGCGCCACCAAAAGCUUGGGCAAAGGUGGUAGCCUCAGCAGUUUUGAUUUAGCCAGGGAUGGUGCCGAGAAAGUGGACAAGCAGCCAGAGAUGCCGCGUUUGGGUGCCAUGCAUGGGUGGCGCGGCGGCAACAAGAGAGAUGCCUUGUCGACACUACAUUGGCGUGGGCAGCUUCCGCCGCCGCCCGACUGGAGGCCAGCGGCAAGUCUCGAGGACUUCUUGGCACGGCAACGGGACCAUUGUAUCAAGGCCUUUGGCGACCUGUGCGCAAAGAUGCAUGACUAUGCUUUCACCUCUGUGACGCUGACAGAUCACCCGGAGUAUGGAUUUCAACAUGGUCUGACGAAUGCACUGGACGCUACGGGAACACCCUUGAAUGAGAAGGAGGCGCGACAGGCAUUGAAAUUCUUGUCAACGAGCGGCAAGGACUUUGAGCUGGUUCUUGUGAAGACAGACUUUUAUGACUCUUGA